UCUUCUUGUGGAGUAGAGAAGUUCGUAUUUGUAUUUCCUUUGUACUCGCGAUAUUGUAUUAAAAUACGCCAGUAUGUCCGAUUCCGAAGUACAAGAGUCUGGUCCUGGUAAUGAAGUGUUUCACGCAGAUGACGAGAACGCGGGUGCAUUCGAAGUUCCAGCGACCGAGGUUGCCGACGAAAGCAAAAAAGAGCCCGAGGAACAAGUUGCCUUAGUUGACACCGAGAAACAGGAAGAUGGCGGCCACGAGAAAGCUGAGAACAAAGAAAAGUCCGCUGAUCCAGAUGACAAAACAGACGAAGAUGAAAGAAAACUUUUUGUUGGUGGACUAAGCUGGGAAAGUACACAAAAGGAUGUACGAGAUUACUUCUCAAAGUUCGGUGAGGUAGUGCAGUGCAUUGUCAAGACGGAUCCAAAUACUGGAAGAUCUCGGGGAUUUGGCUUUAUUGUUUUUGCAUCGAAAGAUUCUAUUGAAAAGGUGAUGGCAACAACACACACAUUAAAAGGAAAACAGAUUGAUCCAAAGGUUGCAAACAAACGACCAAAGCCUGAGCCAAUCAAGAAGGUGUUCGUUGGAGGUGUGCCAGCUGAUUUGGAAGAGGCAGAGAUCAGAAAGCAUUUUGAGAAGUUUGGAAAGAUUUCCGAGUUGGCGCUUCCGUUCGACAAGGUGAAGAGCGCGCGGCGAAACUUCUGCUUUGUACUGUUUGAGACGGGAGAGGGUGCGCAGGAAGCUGUCAAGUCCCUGAAGCAGACGAUUGGUGGCCACGAGGUUGACGUUAAGUUGGCAACUCCAAAGGAUCAGCAGGGUGGCUGGGGAGGAGGAUGGGUUGAGAGAGGUCGUGGUGGCAGAGGAGGCCGCGGAACCUUCCAAAGAGGCCGUGGUGGUCGUGGAGGUGGUUGGAACCAGGGUGGUGGCUGGGGCGGUGGCUACGACCAGGGCUACGGCGGAGGCUACGGAGGCUAUGGAAAUUACGAUUACGGCAGUGGAGGUUACGGAAGCGGAGGCUACGGUAGUUACGGUGGUUACGGCAGUGGAUAUGCACCUGGUGGACAGAACUAUGAUUACUCGUCGUGGGGAUACGAUGGACAAGGUUAUGGCGGUUACGGCGGGUACGGAAAUGGGGCAGGUGCGUAUGACUACAGUGGGUGGGGCUAUGGAGACCAGAGUGGUGGUGACUAUGGCAAGCAAAAGGGAGGAGGAAGGAGCAGUGGUUAUCAUCCCUACCAGCGGCAGUGAACAUAAACACAUUCUUCAAUUACUUCCCGAGUAAAAUACCUCCAGGAGGGGAGGGUUGGGCUCGAAGCCGUAUCCAUGUAGGCGGGAGGUCCUGUGGUAAAGAUUCUGCUCAGUACUCUGAAUAAAGUCUGUUUAAUUGUGGCCUUUUAGUGACAGUGGCAAGACAUGAAACAUGUACUGGCAGAAGUUUAUGGAAGUUUCAACUUUCAGUGACAUUCUUGUAGGAAUAAGGAAGCCAAUUCCGUGUCACCCGUGAACACUACGCAAAGAGCCUAGCUGUCUUUUAUAUAUAAACAAAAUAGGUUUCUUCCCCACAGUUUGACAAUUAUUUUAAAAGGAAAUUUUCUUGAUAUUGUCUCUUUUAGUACGUUUUUGGUCGCAAGUGUGAGUUGUCAGAUAUUUUCUGAGGUCAUUGAGUUGUUCAGCUGUAAGAAAGUGUAUUAGACUCAGUGCCUUCACUGAAUGGAGAGUGUGCUGUGUGCGAUUGAGCUGGUAGUUGCCAUAGACCAGUACGUUACUAAUGCCUCUUCUAUCUAUAUUGGAUGUUUGUAAAUCACUCUGCAUUGUAUGCAAUCAUAGAAAGUCCAUAAUUGCAUUUCAAAUUUAUCCCCAUGUAAAUAUAGUUCCAAGAUAGACACGUUACUGUUAAAUGUGAUUGGUGUAGCACAAAGGAAAGGGUGACAAAUGUUGUUAUGAAGACUUCGUAGCAUUUCUCAGAUUUAAUGUUGUGUGUUACUGCAUAUAGCUUGAUACAUGUAUGAGACCCUGUGGUUUCCAUUGAGUAAUUUUGAUCAUGGUUAGGUUUUUAAUGUCAAAUGUCAAACGCUUUUUUGCAAUUUUACUUGUAUCGUCAAAAUGUGUAAUCAUUGUCAUCCUGACACUAGUAAGCACCAGUACCAUGUAUUCAGGUUGACAAUUUCGGAUUUGUUUUCUUGUUGGUCGUACCUAUUCUUGCAAAACAGUAAUAUUGUACAAAGUCCGUUUACCUAAAUAAAUUUUGUCGUGAUAAAUGUAAUUAAA
This is a messenger RNA of Priapulus caudatus, 2257 nucleotides long. Its product is annotated as RNA-binding protein squid-like. The coding region runs from base 74 to 1237 and encodes 387 amino acids. The transcript has 8 exons. Gene Ontology annotation, molecular function: RNA binding. Gene Ontology annotation, biological process: regulation of gene expression. The record is from RefSeq and is a predicted model, not a curated record. Gene Ontology annotation, cellular component: nucleoplasm. Lineage: Eukaryota; Metazoa; Priapulida; Priapulimorpha; Priapulimorphida; Priapulidae.